GGCGUGUGUGUUUGUCGCGUGGCGUGUAAACUGCUGGACACAUCCAUUUGGUCCGUUCGCAGCCGUUUAUGCGAAAUUGACAGCGGCAACGGUGGCGACUGAAGGACAAAGGCAACGCCUUCAUUUUCUUGCCUUCACUCGACGUAUCCCGUAACUAUGGUGCGGCGCGCACUUCACUUCGUCUUCAAGGUAGGCGAUCGCAAAGAGACGAUCAAGUUCUUCAAAGACAUUCUGGGCAUGCAAGUGUUGCGGCAUGAAGAGUUCGAAGAAGGCUGUCGCGCUGCUUGUAACGGCCCGUACGACCUGAACUGGAGCAAAACCAUGAUCGGCUAUGGACCCGAAAUUACCCACUUUGUAAUGGAACUUACGUAUAACUACGGCAUUGGCAGCUAUGCCAAGGGAAAUGACUUCGUGGCCGUUGUCAUACGCUCAGACAGUGUGCUUGAGAAUGCUCGGCGCCACUCCUGGCCUGUGGAGAAGUUCGAAGGCAACGAUGCGCUCAUCGCACCCGGCGGAUACAGGUUCGUGAUAAAGCGGCGCGUCAAGCCCGACGACAUGAAGCGCCUGGACCCGGUGGAGGAAGUCGUGCUGGCAUCGUCGAAGAUCGCAAGCACUGUGGCCUAUUGGCACGACCUGCUGGGCAUGACUGUUCACGAGCGCACCGAGAAGACGGCCACUCUGUCUUACGGUGAGGCACAGUGUCGGCUGCGCUUCGUGCUCAGCACGGAGCCCAUUGAUCGGGCCAAGGCAUACGGCCGAGUGGCUUUCGAGUGCCCCGCGUCCGAGUUGCCGGACAUCGAGAAGCGGGCACUGGCGGGUGAUCACAAGGUGCUGACACCGCUCACGCGCCUGGACACGCCCGGCAAGGCCACGGUCAGCGUGGUCAUACUAGCUGACCCUGACGGCCACGAGAUCUGCUUCGUGGACGCCGAGUCAUUCCGGCUUCUGUCGGCCGUCGACCCCGAGGCUGGGCGCCUGCUGCAGAAGGCCAUCGACGAGGACAAAAGCGCCGAGUGGUACAGGGACGUCCAAGGCAGCGAGAAACCUGCCGCUUAAGUCGGGGUCUUUGCCUAUACGGGCAAGGCACGUUCGCCUGCGUUAGUGGACUGCCCCGGAUUCCCAUAGGUUGGUGUAAUAAGGAAGGAAGGAAAAAAUUGUUUCGAUUUCGUACGAAUGUUUCGGCUCAUAACUGUCGUGAUAAAUAUGGCAUUGAGCAUAGCUAUUGAAGCAAUCAUUGUAACGCGAACCACUGGACAGUCGACUGACUCCAAAUGGACAUUGCAUGUUUCUGAACAAACAAAAAAACCCAACUUGACACACAUUUCCAGGAUGGAACGAGGUUCGAACCUGGGCCCUCUGCGUGAGAGCCCAGUAUUCAACCUCUGAGCCAUGCCGGUGCUUGAAACUGCUUUGCAAAAAGGUCCUAUACAGGCUUCAUGUCGGGAAGCAACCACAUUAGCAUAUGCAAUAUAGCGUGGUAGAAGAGUAAAAUAAGCACCAAGCGUCGCACAACGCGAAUUCUGUAACCAGGCGUCAAACAAUGCGAAUUGCGCAAUGGGUAGGUUGUUGAAUGCUUCCAACCCAUUACAAAGGGCUCUGCCAUAAUUCUUCAUCGUCAUCAGACACAGCAUCAACAAAGUGCGCAUAAUGCCUUACAUGCGUUUAGCAGGUACCACGGCUCUCUGUAGAAUGACGAAAAAUGGCACAGUGCCUGCUGCCCUACUUCUCAAAAAUUACAAUGAUUUAUAGCGUAGUGGGUUCCUCGCAAGUGCACUUGUAUUGGUUGCCUAAGAAGCCCAUAAGCGCAUGAUCCAUUUCCUCGGGGUCUCAGUAAAAUUGCAAUGAUUUAUAGCGUAGUGGGUUCCUCGCAAGUGCACUUGUAUUGGUUGCCAAGGAAGCCCAUAAGCGCAUAAUUCAUUUCCUCGGGGUCUCAGUAAAGUUCGCAGAAUGACGAGUAAUGUCGUGGUGGGUGCUUUCCAACUUCACAAAAGUUAUGAUUUGUGGCGUAGUGGGUAUGUUGCUAGUGUAGUUGUAUUAGUAGCCACAAUAGAGUUUAUAACGGGCUCUAGAAAUGCCACUCUUCGAGCUUUCGCUGUGACUGUGCUGCGCUUUCCGCGCAGGCCUGGCGUUUUUUUUUUUUUUAAGCAACGCUGAACACGAAAUUUGCGCGGAAUGCGUUUGAUUUGACUGAUGAAGGUGAAAUCACUAUUUACGCAUGCAUUUAAUCUGUCGUUUGCAAUUAGACAUUAGUAGAACUGUGGGAAUCGUAAGUUACAAAAAAAACUGCUCAAUAGAUGCUCGUUUCAGUGUCGCAUUUGCUGCUGGAGAGAAAUGUAAUACCACAGCAUCGCAUAUUGUUUUGGAGGACUGCCAACAUUAUGAGGUGUGAAUAAAUGUGAACAGCUUCUUAUAUUGGA
Messenger RNA from Rhipicephalus sanguineus (brown dog tick), 2417 nucleotides. RefSeq names its product glyoxalase domain-containing protein 4. Bases 157 to 1056 code for a protein of 299 amino acids. Lineage: Eukaryota; Metazoa; Arthropoda; Arachnida; Ixodida; Ixodidae. The record is from RefSeq and is a predicted model, not a curated record. The transcript has 2 exons.